Exophiala spinifera is the source of this 1536-nucleotide messenger RNA. RefSeq lists its product as uncharacterized. The coding region runs from base 1 to 1536 and encodes 511 amino acids. The transcript has a single exon. Lineage: Eukaryota; Fungi; Ascomycota; Eurotiomycetes; Chaetothyriales; Herpotrichiellaceae. The record is from RefSeq and is a predicted model, not a curated record.
AUGCGCCCAUACCACUCUGGUUCCCCCCGACCGUUUGACCACCUCUGGCGAUCGCUGAUGCUGCAGGGCCCUCCGCUAACGUAUCUGUUGCACCAGUAUUUUAGCAGUUUAGAACGUCUCCGACUAGCUCGAGAUGCCAACAAUGCCAGCAGUCUAUCACCUCGUCCUUCUCGCUUGUCGAUCCUCCCGUCCAAGGCAUUCGGGCCUGCUACAAAACCUUCCCGCAGCGCCUUCCUCGAUUUCCUUAUCCUGACCGACACGCUGGUGCCGCCGGGCUUGCUGUUAAACGGAAACAAGUUACGCAAGAAAAGGUUGUCGUCCACGAGGUCGAGGAACCACGUCAGCCAGCCAACCUUUUUUUGGUUCUCCUCGCUUCCACCUGCGGUCCAGCGACGAUUGUUCUCGCCAGAAGAGUGCUCUUUCUACAAACGAGAGACGACCACCUUCAUCCUCGACGCCGCCGACGAAACCCUCCGCCGGCGCAGUUCCCAUCCUCCCCGCCUCUCCACCUCCCAACGUCGGGCUUCUGACGAAGACACAAUCGUGGUCGACGAAGAUUCCAAAUGCGAAGAGAAAGUAGAUUCCGCGGUCGACAUGGGUGAAUACUCGACAGAAGGCUUCCGGUGGCUGGAAGACGAACCAGACCUCGACCUGAAAAUCGACGACUAUCAUUCCGCCAUCGCCGAGACAAACCGACGUACCGCCUCGAUAUCAGAGCCAGUGAAGCGCACCACUCUUAAAAAGCGCACUACAUCAUUAUCAAGUCUUUCAAUACGCCGUGGCCGAGCGUCGACAUCUUCUGCCCGGCCCAUCUUCGACUCAACCUUCGAUACGCCUGCCCUUCCUUCCAAAGCCUCAAGUAUCAAGUCCUCGUCAUUUUCUCUCCGGCACCUCCGAUCUCAGAAAUCACUAUCCUCGCUUGAUCCUCGAGCUACCCACUACCGGGAUCCUGCGGCACGCAUGAAGCUCAGACUCUACCUCGCCUCUCCGCAGAAAUUUGACGAGGCCAUAGAGUUCGGGUUCCCCUCGGUCGAGGACAGAAGCGGCUGGGAUCGGGUGAGACCAAUGACAAGCCCUCACCCCAGACACGAGCCAAAUCGGACUUUCUUUCAUGACGACACGCCGUCACUGUCGGGGGACGACAGCGAUAACGAGGAUGACCAUCAUGACACCAUGUUUGACCCAAGGACUCCAGAGGAAGCUGUCUUCUAUAUGCACCGGCCUCAUCCUCCACCCUCUUCCAAGCUCAGUAUCGACGGAGAUGGCGGCGUCAGCCUGCGAAGACCGUCCUUCAUGCGGAGACGGCCAGAGGCAUACGCUCGUGGAUCCACUACGGACAGAGAAAUGACACUGCGCAUGACAUUGACGAGACCAGACUUGCGGUCUCCUGAUGAAGAGUAUCGGAACAAAAUCAAUGCCAUACCGCUGGAACGACCUGAACUCGCGGCACAACCUAGCCCCGUAUCCAUCUGGGACACUUUACCGCCUGCGGAAUCGAAGAUGAAGAGAUUCUUCAGGAGACUGAGACUGAGAUGA